This is a messenger RNA of Rattus rattus (black rat), 2901 nucleotides long. RefSeq names its product cytochrome c oxidase assembly protein COX15 homolog (gene Cox15). Lineage: Eukaryota; Metazoa; Chordata; Mammalia; Rodentia; Muridae. The record is from RefSeq and is a predicted model, not a curated record. Gene Ontology annotation, cellular component: mitochondrial inner membrane. Gene Ontology annotation, biological process: heme A biosynthetic process. Gene Ontology annotation, molecular function: oxidoreductase activity, acting on NAD(P)H, heme protein as acceptor. The transcript has 9 exons. The coding region runs from base 90 to 1334 and encodes 414 amino acids.
UAGCAGGCCUGACCCGGAAGUGUUUGUCCUUUUGGUAGAGAAGCGGACCGCAGAUCGCUGGUGCGUUCCGCAGAGGCUGUACUGUCAGUAUGCAACGGUUGUUCCUCCCGCCCCUCAAGGCCUUGAUGGGGAGCCGCAAUGUCGGGCUCCUGAUCCCUAAGGCGGCAUCUAGAGCACAGUGUGGCGGCGGCAGCUAUGGUGGCAGUCGUCCUCUGAGGCCAGGGCAGUACGGCACCAUCACUGAAGUGGCUUUGCAAUCUGGAAAAGGCACAGUGUCCCUUCCUUCGCGGGCAGCCGAGCGGGCAGUGGGCCGAUGGCUCCUGGUGUGCAGUGGAACAGUGGCUGGAGCAGUUAUUCUUGGAGGAGUGACCAGGUUGACGGAGUCUGGCCUCUCAAUGGUAGACUGGCAUUUAAUAAAGGAGAUGAAGCCACCCACAAGCCAGGAAGAAUGGGAAGCGGAGUUCCGAAAGUACCAGCAAUUUCCAGAAUUUAAAAUCCUGAAUCAUGACAUGACACUGGCGGAAUUCAAGUUUAUCUGGUACAUGGAAUACUCACACCGGAUGUGGGGUCGAGCUGUAGGCCUUGCGUACAUCCUGCCUGCUGCCUACUUUUGGAGAAAGGGUUGGCUCAACCGUGGCAUGAAAGGACGUGUUCUUGCCCUCUGUGGCUUAGUCUGUUUCCAGGGUCUGUUGGGUUGGUAUAUGGUGAAAAGUGGAUUAGAAGAAAAACCAGAGACCUAUGACAUCCCUCGGGUCAGUCAGUACCGUCUCGCAGCCCACCUGGGGUCAGCACUGGUUCUCUACUGUGGCAGCCUGUGGACCUCCCUGUCACUGCUACUGCCUCAGCACAAGAUACCGGAAACCCGACAGCUCCUGUGGCUGAGACGCUUUGCUGGUGGAACAGCAGGCCUUGUGUUCCUCACAGCUCUCUCAGGGGCUUUUGUGGCAGGGCUGGAUGCUGGGCUCGUUUACAACUCCUUCCCCAAAAUGGGAGAAUCUUGGAUCCCAGAGGACCUCCUGACCUUCUCUCCCGUCCUGAAGAAUGUUUUUGAGAAUCCUACUAUGGUUCAGUUUGAUCACCGGCUUCUGGGAGUCACGUCUGUCACUGCCAUUACAAUGCUCUAUUUCCUGUCCCGGAGAAUCCCCCUUCCUCGAAGAACCAAGAUGGCAGCGGUGACUCUGCUAGCUUUGGCAUAUGCACAGGUGGCCUUGGGUAUCAGCACUCUGCUUAUGUAUGUGCCAACUCCGCUGGCUGCCACACACCAGUCAGGCUCCUUGGCUCUGCUCAGUGGCGCCCUUUGGCUCAUGAAUGAACUCCGAAGAGUUCCAAAAUAAUUCUCCAAGGAUCGUUUCCUAGGACUGGAACUGCCCUGGGAAUUCAUCACAAGAACAAGACCUUUUCGGGUCUUUUCAGGACGGUGGUAUUGACAGGCCACGGUUUCCAAAUUGGUCAGGUCAUUCAGAACUUUUGAGAUGGGCACUGGAUCAAGAAUGUCACUGAGGUGUUCUUAUACCAGAGGUUUCCUUUAAAACAACUCUGUUACAUAAACAAGCAUCUGUCAUUUGCUGCUUAAUAUGCAGUCUGACGUCUUAGAGCUCGGUUUCUAUGUGCUGCAGACUCCUGUCCACUUGUCAGGCUGGUGGUGACAGCGUCAGACUGAAGAACACAAGCCCCAGUGGAGUUACUCGACCAAUGGAACGGUGACUGAAUGUUGGUUUGUUACCAAGGUCUAGGAUUGUCAUUGUUUCUGGUUUUUAUAAGCAGCUAACUAGCUAGGUUUUUGAAGUGAACAUUCUCUUAUGUAUAUGUGUGUUUGUAUUAAUAUAUGCCAUGUGUAUGAAGGAGCCCAUGGAGGCCAAGGAAGGUACUGGGUCCCUAGAGCUGGAGUUAUAGGUGACUUUGACAUGCCUGAUGUGGGUGCUAGUAACCAAGCACAGUCCUCUGGAAGAGCAGCAGGCACUUCUAACUGAGCCAUCUCUCCAGCCCUGGAGUAAAUAUGAAAAUUACAUGUUGACAAUUUCAAUUUUUAAAAAACAUGUCUGACCUGAGGUUGCACAUUUGCAAUUUCUGAACAAGAUAAUCAGGUUUUUAUGGUUUUUGGGUUUUUUGUUUUUGUUUUUAACUCUAAUAAUGUAUCCUAAAGUCUCAGUGUAUCCUAAAGAGUACUGAUCUUAGCUAGUUUUAGCAAAAACAAUGACAUAGGCAUUUUACUCUCCGAGUCCCAGGCCCUGUUGGGCUGUGUUAUUGCACAAAAGAGGCUCCCUUCACCUCAGAACUCAGGACUCCUCCUAGACCCCACGAAAUCACCAGGCCUCAUCUAACCUGUUAGCCCUGUCUGUUGGCCGGCAGGGUAGACGCUCCUCUAGACAGAACCCCUUCGAGGAGAGGACCAGGGCAGUUUGCAGACCACCUGCUUCCCAUCUCUAAAUCCAGUCUUCAGUGAGAAGCAGACAGCAGAGGGCAGGAGGGACCAGCCAAAGAUCACAUGACGGUUUUAUGGCCACCCCAAGCACAUGGCGACCCGAGUCGGCUCAAGUCUCAGAUGUUUUGCUGCAUUUAUUUUUGACUACAGUUAAGCACGUUCAGAACAGAUCCAGUAUUUAGCUGUUUAACUGGAUUAUGGUUUCUGUAUGGUCCUGGUAAAGAGAGAUCAUCGUAACUAUUUUUGUAUCUGUAUAAUUCACUGACACCAUUUAUAUACCAAAUACUGAAUGAAGAAAGCAUGAAUUGGUGGAAAUAUAUGAUUAUUGAUUUAUGCCCCAAAUGUCUAUUUCAGAAAAAGCCAUUGCACACUUAAAGGAUUAAAUAAUUUCCUUUAAUGUUUUCAACAGUCUGUCAACAGUUCUGUCAAUUGUUUUUAAAUUAUAAAGGUAAUUAAAAUAUGUAUUUUCAGUCAGCUAA